Molecule: messenger RNA, 1721 nt
Organism: Mytilus californianus (California mussel)
Lineage: Eukaryota; Metazoa; Mollusca; Bivalvia; Mytilida; Mytilidae
Product: zinc finger protein 239-like
Exons: 1
Coding region: 45-797 (250 amino acids)
Biological process (GO): regulation of transcription by RNA polymerase II
Molecular function (GO): RNA polymerase II cis-regulatory region sequence-specific DNA binding; DNA-binding transcription factor activity
Source: RefSeq, a predicted model, not a curated record
ACAAGAACUCACAUACUGUACUGGAGAUAAACAUUAUCAAUAAGAUGUAUGAGGGAGGAGAGGAUUUAGUCACAAUCAAUGGUACUCUACAGAGAAACAUAAACACACAGAUUGGUAAAACACUUCAUAAAUGUGAUGUUUGUGCCAGAGAAUUUAGUCAAAGUAAUCACUUAAAGAGACAUGAGAGAACACAUACUACUAGUGAAAAACUUCAUAAAUGUGACGUUUGUGCUAUAGAAUUUAGUCAAAGUAGUCACUUAAAGAGACAUGUGAGAACACAUGUUGGUGAAAAACCUCAUAAAUGUGAUGUUUGUGAUAGUAAAUUUUCUAUAAGUAAUAACUUGAAGAGACAUAUGAGAAGACAUACUGGUGAGACACCUUAUAAAUGUGAUGUUUGUGCUAGUGAGUUUUCUCGCAGUGAUGAACUAAAGGCACACAUGAGUACACAUACUGGAGAUAAUCCUCAUGACUGUGAUGUAUGUGGUAGAGGGUUUAGACAGGUUAGUAGUUUACAGACACACAUGAGAACACAUACAGGUGAUAAACCUCACGACUGUGAUGUAUGUGGUAAACUGUUUAGUCAGCAUGCUUCUUUACAGAGACACAUGAAAAUACAUACUGGUGAUAAACCUCAUGACUGUGAUGUAUGUGGUAAAAGGUUUAUUCAGCAUAGUAGUUUACAUAUUCACAUGAGAAUACAUACAGGAGAUAAACCAUAUAACUGUGAUGUAUGUGGUAAACGGUUUAGUCAUCAUGGUGCUUUACAGAGACACAUGAGAAGACAUACAAGUGAUUAACCUCGUGACUGUGAUCGGUAUAGUCUACAUGAUAGUUUACAGUGACACAUGAUAAUACACAAAGAUGACAAACCUCGUGACUGUGAUGUUGUGGUAAACAGUUUAUUCAGCUUGGUAGUUAAAAGGGACACAUGAGAAUACAUACAGGCGAUAAACCUCAUAACUGUGAUGUAUGUGGUAAAUGGUUCAGUCAUUUGCAGAUUCACAUGAUGAGUAAACAUCAUGUACAUACUGGAAGUAAAACUCAUGACUGUGUGGUAAACGGUUUAUUCAGCUUGGUACAUGUAAUUUACAGAUUCACAUGAGCAUGAUGAGAACACAUACAGGGAAUAAACCUCAUUACUGUGAUGUAUGUGGUAAAGGGUUUAGUCAGCUUUGUAGUUUAAAGAGACACAUGAGAAUACAUACGGGUGAUAAACUCAUGACUGUGAUGUAUGUGAUAAAGGGUUAAGUCAGCUUGGUAUUCGUAAUUUACAGAUUCACAUGAGAACACAUACAGGGGAUAAACCUUAUGACUGUGAUGUAUGUGGUAAACUGUUUAGUCGGCUUUGUAGUUUGAAGAGACACAUGAGAAUACAUACUGAGGAUAAAGCAGAUAACGCUCACAAUGAGAUAUAUGGGGUUGAGGUUCAGUGUGAGUGAUAUUUACAUAGACACAUGAGAACUUGUAGUCAAAUCAAGGCAAAUCUAAUUUUUGUGCCAAAUGAUUUAUUGGAAGAAAACCAUUUUAAGACUUGCAGAAAACACAUGUACAUUUUUUACUUGUGACAAACAUAAUAGAUAUUGUACAAGUUGUUUUCAGAAGAAAUGCAUUAAAGAGGCACAUGAGAACACAUGCUGGAAAUAAUUAUUAAAACUUAUAAUUUAUGUGAUGUAUUUAUUAGGGGGUUUAGUAAUAAUGGAAACUUACAGACACAUGAACUG